Molecule: messenger RNA, 1772 nt
Organism: Drosophila ananassae
Lineage: Eukaryota; Metazoa; Arthropoda; Insecta; Diptera; Drosophilidae
Exons: 5
Coding region: 1276-1713 (145 amino acids)
Source: RefSeq, a predicted model, not a curated record
UUUUUAUUUUGAUCUUCGGAAGCUACGGAUCGUUUGUCGUAUUAUUUAAAUUAAAUUUUCAUAAUUUGAAACAAUUAUAUCAUAAUGGUUAAAGAGUUAAAUUGUUGCUUAAAAUUCAUUAAGGCUUGGAUCCUAUUAUAUUGCUUUGCAAAUACUGCUUUUGGCCUCAUAGUAUUAUUCAUUGGCGACCUAAUUCGAAGUGUAAUCCAGUUUAUAACUGAAAAAAUACAUGUGGGACCAUACAUUUUUGGAUGUCUAGUUCUUGCAAUGUCUAUAAUUUGUGUUUAUGGGAUCAUUGGAGACAAUUCAAUAGCUGUUUCAAUUUUCGGUUUAUACUUUUUAGUUUUCCUGUUCCUCUUCAUAUUUAGGGCUAACCACAAAUAUUUAGAAACUGAAGACAUUGUUACUAUAUGCGCACUUCUGCUGGGAGGCAGUAUUCCACCCUUCAUAUUAGCUUGUAACUUGUAAUUAUUAUAAUUUGAGUAAUGUUAUGGGUUUUAUUAACCUUUUAAGAGAAAAUUAUGUCCUGAUGGAGUAUAAUAUUUUUCUAUUGAAAUGUUCCUUUUUAUUUUAACUCUUUGGAUUAAUAAUAUAUGCGCUAAACCGAUUUUGUAAUUAAGAUGGUACGAAGAAAUAUUCACAAAUAAAAAACUCCCUUUCGAAUAAUAAGAAAAGAAAAUUUUAUAAAAUCGUUGAAAUAUUUUUUGUUAAAAACUUAGUUGUCACGACAGCAUCAAACAAUUUUUAAAAAUAGAAACAUUGCCUUCCAAUCAAAACCACUGAGCAAAUCAUUUUGUUAAUCAGUCUAGUAGCCCUGCCUCAGUACUCAGAACCAAAAAGAGCUCAACCUUAUCAUGAAUUUAUUUUCUGUAAUCAAGACUUGAAUUUUAAUUGCUCCCUUCGAAGACUGAUAAAUGGGCUAAAUGCUGCGAACAACGUCACAACGUAUUUAUUGAAAACGUCACUUUCGAAUUAAAAAUGUUCUUAUCAGAAUUUAAAUAAAAUCAUGUUAUUAAGUAUAUUUUUUCGUAUGAUUUAUUCAUUAUUUAAUAAUUAAAAUGAUUAUUUUAAACAACCUGCUUAUUGAAAAAUUGACUUAGUUGUUGUCACGACAGCAUCUCCCCAAACAAUUUCUAAAAUUAGAAAAGUUCUCGCGCAAAAAAAACCACUGAGCAGAUCAUUUUGUUGAUCAGUCUACGUUCUGCCGGCUCUGCCUCAGUUCUCAGAGCAAAGAAAAAUUCACUGAAAGAUAUCGUAAAUUUGUUUCAAAUAAUAAUGAAUCAAGACCUGAAGUUGAGUUGCUCCCUUCGAAGUCUAAAAAACGGGCUAAUCGCUGCGAACAUAGUAUUCAUCUUUCUUGGCAUAUAUUUUCUCUUAGGGCCUUGGGGCCCCCACUUUGUCUUCACGGGAACGGUUAUGCUCGUAGUGGCUUCUUUGGGAAUUUUUGGAUUGGUGAAGCAAUAUGUUUUCUUCAUUCAUUUGUACGCACUGAUGCAGUCUAUUUAUCUAGUCCUGGAGUUCCUCAGAUUCCUCGAGUGCUACGGAAAAAGAUUUUCCUUCAAAAAGUAUUUCCAUACUGUGGUCCCCCUUUUGGUAAUAGCCUUUUUUCAGGUAAUAGCUGUGAUUUGUGCCAUUAUCUUGGCCAGAGCGGUGGAACGCCGCAAGUCAUCCUGUUCCCAAGCUAUUGAUGGCGCCAAAGAGUUGCAAGUAUAGAUAUUGAGAAAAAUUGUUGGAAGAAGCCAUUUAAUCAAUAAAAUAAUAUUUCUACUAAA